CGUUUUAUCAAUCGGGGAAACGCGCCCGAAAUGCUCGACGGAGGAGUGUUAUGUGUUCGCGCGAGGAAUACGACGUUCGCUCGCCGCUAGCAGGUAGAGUGAGAGAGAGCACUAAAAAGGGGCUCACCCCCCACAGGGCCGAGUCCGCGGGCCCCACGUGUGUGUGAGAACUCAAAUAAUAAAUCUCUUUUCGGCAGCAUGGAGGGUGGCGGUGGCAGUACGGCGAUGGAGAGCGGUUUUAUCAACAGCCAGCCGUCCAUGGCAGAAUUUAUGACAGCUCUGCCUCAUAUCAAUGAAACGUUCCACCGCGGCUCAUCAAUCACCAGCGGCAGCUCGGCGCAGAGCCUGUGCCCUCCCCCGGCCCAGCAGACGUCGAGCGCCGGCAUCGGCGGUGGAGUGUCUCCGGACUCCGCGGCUGCCGACAAUCCCAAGCACCCCAACGGCUACUCGGGGGUGGCCGUCCCGGAGUAUCCAUGGAUGAAGGAAAAGAAGACCACGAGGAAGCAACAGCAAGAGACAACAGACAAUGGUAUGCCUCGUCGACUGAGGACAGCUUACACAAAUACGCAACUCCUGGAACUUGAAAAGGAGUUUCACUUUAACAAAUACCUAUGUCGUCCCCGUAGGAUCGAAAUCGCUGCUUCUCUCGAUCUUACAGAGCGCCAAGUCAAAGUAUGGUUCCAAAACAGGCGUAUGAAACACAAGCGCCAAACUCUGGUUCCAAAAGGUGAGGAUGACAAAGAUGGACACGAUCGAAACUUGGAUAGUGGAAGCGAUAUAGCUACAGGUGGCGAUAGCAAUGAACCAGACUUGGACAGUGAUCAUGGAAUGCCAUCAAGAACACCUGAUAAUUCAAAUACAUCGAAAGAUAUCCUUAAUCUGGAUAGUGACGCUGGUGAAUCUUGUUGCGCACCAUCACCAGCUAAGUCGGACGCAAUUAGCACACAAGACAGUGAACAGCCAUUGACUGCCUUGAAAUCGCCUUCUGUUCUUUCCAGUGUUGUUGCAUGUCCAGCAAUGUCUCCUUCCACUUUAACUGUGGAGAGGAGAUCAACUCCCAACAAACAACAAUGCGAUAACAGCAGCCUAUCUGUUGAUGAGAAUCGUCUGCCACCUGUUGUUGCAAAUACCAUGAAUGUACCCAUGAGUCAUAGUACAGUUUGUGAUAGUAUUUCCCCACAGACUCCUGUAACCAGAGUACUUUGUGGAUACAAUACGAAUACUACAGAACCAGCUCCAGCUAAGUUGCCUACUCAGCGAACGCUGGAUUCGAGAGUUCCGCCUAACCCAGUUGUAUUUCCGACCACUACACUCACUAAACCAUCCAGUGUUCCUUAUUCCACAUUGUCUCAAGAAAACUGCACUAAUAAUCAGGUAACUCCGUCUCCCAAUCAACAAAGGCCCAGAAUGUACCCUGGGCCUUAUCCACCCGAUCCAGGUAUAGGUGUUUAUACUCCUACAGGUCCAGUGGCUACAUCACCACAUAAUGGACCGACAUUUUGCUAUCGUACACCUCCUCCACAGAAUCAUCACUCUCAACCAUUGCAAAAUCCCCCUGUAGAAAAUUCUUCUUAUAGUUCCCAUAUACAGCAGAGGUCUUAUAAAGGUCAACAUCAGAACAGUAUGCCUUUCUAUCCCAGCUCGGGAGGACAGUCGACUGUUCGACAGAAUUCGAAUCCUCAGCAUCUUCCAAAUCCAUGCAACACUCAUCCGAACAACGUAUAUAAUGUCCAGACACGCAAUCCUCAGCUUCCUCAGGAUCAAUCUAUGAUGGCUCAACAUCAACAUUAUCCUCAAAGGAAUUCUGUGCAGCAUAAUCAUCAAAACAGCUAUGUUUACAGCAAUGAGUCGAAUAGCUCGACUUAUAAUGUUUCUGAGUAUAGUCAAGCCAGAGGGUACGAAGCCUACCCUCAACAACAACAGACGCAGCAAAACAUUGCCAUGAGCAAUGAUUACAUGAACAGUGUGCCCAUGGGCAACCCAGUCCGAAACAGCAUUGGUGCCAAUGGGUACUGUUAUCCUGCGUAUAGAAACGAAGGUUACAGUGAUGGCACUGUUAUGAUGCCGCAGCAGCAGGAUAUGCAGGGAAUGUUUUAUGAUAUGAAUAGUGCAAACACGGAGGAAUCCAGCCACUCUUAUAUGUCUCAACAACCCAAAACGAACAUGUCACAAGAUUCUGGGUAUUACGAACUUCCUAAUUCAGUUCAAGAAGGUGCCACCAUUCCAGACUUCGUCGAACCUCAAGAGAGGUUCAGUAAUCAGACGGACGAUUUUAAUUAUAACUGUUUCAACGAAUCAGACUGCUAUUCAACGAAUACAAGCUGUAGCACAAACGAUUUUAAUUUUUUGAACAUAGCCAACGAUUACUGUAGUCCAGAAUAUUAUCAACUAAGCUGAUAAGUUUUUAAAAUUUUGUUUGGAAACGGCUAAAAACACCUGCAUGCCAGUUACGAUUCGAAAGGGCAUCGCUUUCGCUAUGAAGGAAUGGCUAUAUUUGCUUACAAUAAAUAUAAGCAUGCGUAUUUUAAAAGAUUUUAGAAAUUAUCAAUGAUGAAAAUUUAAAAGAAAAGAAUGAAAUUUUCCUUAUUCGAAUUUUGUGCUUAAAAGUGCAAAAGCAAGAGGCGUAAUCCUCUUAACUAGAGUCUGUAGAGGACCUAAAAAUCUAUUCGACAUGAAUACCUGUGCUAAGUCUGAGUGAAAUUGCGGCAUUAGGCUAGGAAGAGACAUCAAGCCAAUUUUGGGCUUGUGGCCUUACGUUACCAAAAAACCAAAACUUGCGUUACAAAAAGCACGCCUUUACUGAUACAAUAUGUCGUCAUUUGUUUAUAUUAUUUAACAGGAAAGAAUAUAGGAACUGUUUUUCAUGACCUGAAAUUUAUCUCUUGAUACCUAACCUAUUAUUUUGAAUAAAACGCGUUUAAAUUGUGCCAAAAAUAAAAUGUGAAUUGGGAAAAUAUGGCAUAGGAAACAAGAAUAUGUAUUAAAUAUUUCAUUGUUAACUAUGUUUUAUGAAGGAAAAAAUAUACAGCAUAACAUUGCACUCCUUCAGUUUUUGAAAUUAAAAAAAAAUAAAAAAAAUUAUUCAAUAUAAAAUAAAGUAUAUUUAUUUAUUUAAUACCAAAUGGGAAGUAAUGGUGCAAAAUGGCGGAAAAAAGUUUCUCUGUGCAAAUUUUGCUUCAUCUAUACUUUUACGGUUCGGAUAGAGAAUAUAUACACUCACAUAUUUGUUUUUAUUUGCGGGUUGUUUUUAGCCAAAUAUUGUAAAUUGUAACUCUUUGUAGUUUGUAAAUAAAUUGUUGGAAUUUGUACAGGAAAUUUAAACAAGAGCAGCAAGUAUUGCAAGGCUGCUUUCUCUGUUGUAAUUGUGCAAACCUGUAAAGAUAAAGAAAAAUG
Argiope bruennichi is the source of this 3393-nucleotide messenger RNA. Its product is annotated as homeotic protein proboscipedia-like. Gene Ontology annotation, biological process: regulation of DNA-templated transcription. Gene Ontology annotation, molecular function: DNA-binding transcription factor activity, RNA polymerase II-specific; DNA binding. Bases 199 to 2397 code for a protein of 732 amino acids. The transcript has 2 exons. NCBI's taxonomy places the organism in Eukaryota, Metazoa, Arthropoda, Arachnida, Araneae, Araneidae. The record is from RefSeq and is a predicted model, not a curated record.